This is a messenger RNA of Mercenaria mercenaria, 3612 nucleotides long. RefSeq lists its product as uncharacterized. Gene Ontology annotation, biological process: signal transduction. NCBI's taxonomy places the organism in Eukaryota, Metazoa, Mollusca, Bivalvia, Venerida, Veneridae. The transcript is spliced from 11 exons. The coding region runs from base 192 to 2804 and encodes 870 amino acids. Gene Ontology annotation, molecular function: protein binding. The record is from RefSeq and is a predicted model, not a curated record.
UUUUCACGCCGCACCGGGACAGACGGAAGUAACCGAAAACACUAGAAGCAGGAAACUUGAUAUUUUGUCUUCAUAGUACUUGAUAUAGUUAAAGUACUAUGUAAAUUCAAAGACAGAAAAGUUGAAGACCAAUCCUGUCCAGUAAGAAAGUGCUUGGUUAUAGAGUUAUUCAGUAAUGAAAAUUGUACAAGAUGUCAGAAAACUCAGUCCGUUUUUACAGAAUAAUUUCACUCGUGGUUGAUGUAGGAACUCAGACUUUGCUGGAUAUUUUCUACUCCAAGGUUCCAAAAGAAGAUGUAUCGGUUCUUUUUGGAACUCGGGAAGUUAAAGCAGAAUUUAUUAAACUGAAAGGAAAGAAUGCACUUACGAAAGUGCAGUAUGUCAAGGUGACUGCAGCUAAUCCUGACCCAGACACAUAUGAUAUCUCAUUGUUAACUACACUGCUUACCUGUCAGACAAUUUGUGGAAUACCUCUAGCAAAGAAAUUCCCUCCAGUCUCUUCUGAUCUGUCUGUAGGGGCUGACCUACAUCGCCUUCGUGAACUUAGAAAUGAAAUCAUAGGGCAUCGUAAUAAUGCGCAGUUGGAAGUCACAGAAUUUAAAAAAUUCUGGGCAGAUGUUGAAACCGUCCUCAUUAGGUUAGCAAAUCAUGUUGGCACAGAAGAAGAAACAAAGAUCAGGCAGAUGAUCAGAGAUGUUGAGACUGGGCCGAUCGAGCCACUACAUGACAGAGAGAAGAAGUUGUUGCAGGUGUUCGUUCAAUGGCAAAAGGAGGAUAUUGAAAAAUAUCAGACAAAGAUGACAGAGGUGCUGAAUUCUCUGGAAAAUCUUAACAUAAAGGUUGACAAUAUUAAAAAACCUACAGAUGAGACAGAUGCUGUCCGUUCUGACUCGGAAGAUACACUUUCUUCACUGCAGUCACAAGUUGUCAGCCUUGUGGAGAGUUUUGGAAACAUUGCAAAACAAGAUGAUGUUAAUCAUAUUCAAGCUAACUUGAAAAAUAUGGGUGACACUGUUCAGACCCUCGUUCAUACUAUGAAAACACUACAACAACAACUUGAUGCAAAUAAUCGCAAUAUGGAGGCGUUGACACAGAAAACUCAGAUUGCUGUCCAUCAGCCAGCACCAUUUAUGUUCGAGAGAGAUGGUCAGCAUGUUAGUCAUCCAAUGGGCAACAAGCCUAAAAAACCAAAGAUCCAAAGUCCUAAUGCUAUGUCUGAAAAGGAGAUUCUUGAUUUAAGUAGACAGAUAGGAUAUGAGUGGGAACAGCUUAGAAUACAUCUAGACUUCACUGAAGCACAGGGACAUGCCUUGAAGAGGGCAUAUGAUGAUGAUGUGCAGCAGAGGAUCCAUCAGAUGCUGAAGUCCUGGCAUGAUGUUGUGGUUGAAUGCGGCGAGAAUCCGAAGAUGCUGCUUGCAGCGGCUUUCGUCAAUGCUUCUACAAACUAUGCAAUGGCAUACAAGCUGGUUCCUAAGGAGAAGUUUAAUGAAAAUGCACAAGCCAAACCAGCAACAGUAGAACGCAUUCAACAAAUAUCAUUCAGUAAAAGAGGUUAUGAUCAAGGAGAUGGCUUUUAUUAUCAUCCGGGUAGCGGUUCUUCAAUGCCACAUGGUGGACCUGGGUCUUUUAAUGUGUAUGGUGGGGAUGUAAGAGUUGAAGGAACCGUGGCAAUACACAGUUCACAUUCCAACCAGUCAUACAACAUGAACUCUGUAGCUUCAGAUGGGCUUGAUGGCAGUGGCAGUAGUAGUACAAUGAGUAUGCCUCCUUCAGGAUCAUUUAAUGUGUUUGGUGGAAAAGUGGCAAUGGGUGCUGGAUCAAAUUUUGUCAUUGGUCCUCCUGGACAGAGCUAUCCGGCACAGAAUUUUAACCCACCAGUAAUUAGAGGUGAAACACAAGCUGUUCAAGACUCUGGAGCAUCGUCCAUGGGAUCGUUGAAGUCUGCUGGGCAGCCAUUCAAAAAAGCAGUUGAUGACACAUUGAGCCAAACCAUGGUUUUAGCUUUACAUGAACAGAUGAAGUCUGUGGGUGUCCUGAUUUCUGGUGGAAAUUUGGUUGGAACAGUUUUUCGUGUUGGAAGUAGAUCCGUAAUGACAGCUUUGCAUGUCAUAAACAAAAUAAUAGAUCCUUCUGGCACAGGUGCUGCAGACGUUGGGCAACUAGAAAGUACAGACACAUACAUAAAUUUCAAUGAGUCGCCUUUAACACCUCCAAUGGUGCCUUAUAGGUUGAUGAGAAACUUCAUCUUCAGUGUAGAUUUAGACGUAGCCGUGUUGGAAAUAUCAAACCCGUCAAAUUUACCCAUGAAACUGAACUUAAGCAAGACUGAAAGUGGGGUAACCAACGUUUCUUUAAUAGGAUAUGGUCAUCCAGGUCAGAUAAAAAAAUGUUUAGAUCCAAAGUGCGAGAUUGUUCAUCCAAAUUCACAUAGAAUUCUGUCAGCUCAGGCUUGGUUGCAGCAAAAUAGAGAUUAUUUCAAAUCAGCGUUACAUGGGAUAGGUCGAGAUCCAGCUCUGGUUGACAAAGGCUACCAAGGCUAUGACCAGUCUUCAAAGUUAAUAUUUGACUGCUAUAUGGAACAUGGGGCAUCAGGAGCUCCGGCAUUGACAAAUGAUAAUGAAAGGUCUGUUCAAGUUGUUGGGAUCUUAACACAUGGUCUGCCAGAUUUCUACUUCAGUCUGCCAGAAUUGAUAAAACCUCAGUUUCCAAAGAACUACCGCCUUGAAGUAGGUGCAAAAAUGAAGGAUAUCUUUGACUGGAUAAACUCACAGCCUGAGGACAUAGCGAAAGAUUUGUUUAACUGAAUCUAAGGCAGGAUGUGGUUGCCUCAGGUUUUGGAGCAGAAUAUGUUAGAAGCUAAUCAGUUUAUUUGUGUGUUAGUCAUGUCGUAAGAAAUACCAUAUCUGCAGACUUGAUAUUAAAUGGGAUAAAAUAUUACUUAGAUUUACCCUUUGUGUAAAAUGUGUGUGUUAACCUAUAAUAUUGUUGCAAUGAAGCUACCGGUAUGUGUUUAGGCAACUCAGACUGGAGACUCCCUUUGUCUGUCUGUACCUUUUUUACAUAUAUUAGACACUGUAAAUGUUUCUUCCAAGCAACAGACACAAAUCAGUAUGGUUCAAAUGCUUGAAGCUAUUAAUACAUUUGUCGGUCUCUAUGGCCGAGUAGUUAAGUUUACUGACUUUAAAUCACUUGUCCCUCACUUUGGGUCUGAAACCUAGCUUGAGGUGUAGAAUUCCUUCAUUGGGAAGCCUGCCUGUAGGCUUAUGAAAAGUCAGUGGUUCUACCAAGAUGUCUGUCUGUGCCUGAGACAAUGGCUAGAGGCGGACAUUGGGUCUACCUCCAGUAGGUGCAAAGUCGCCAUUUGACCUAAAGUAGUGUUUGUGUGACUUAAAAACCCAAGAAAUGGAAACAUACAAAUGAAUAUCAUUAUGAUUUACAAAAGAUGUUUUUCAUAUUUCACUGAAUGAACUGGUGUGAAUGGCUCUGUAAUAAGAAGUGCAAUGAAAUGUCUUCUGUAAGAUAGAUACUAUUGCCUAUGGAUACCAUUUUAAUUAUAUAUUAUAUCUAUAAUUGCAAAUACAUGUGAUUGCAAAUUGAAAAGCAUGAACUACA